AUGCCUUUUCCAUUAACUCGCAUUCUCGUCACGAUAAUUUCCCUUCUCAUCAUCUUCUGCUUUUCUUACAUUUCCUUGGCGUCGCUCACCACACCAUCCUCCACCCGGAGUGCCCAUAACUUCUUAUUCCCAUCCACUACCGUUAUAUCGCUAUCCGAUGAUAACUCAACCUGCUUCAUAUCACGACCCGCAGCUUUUGGCCCUUCAAUACCAAAAUCCGGGCUCAAAGGGGAGCUCUUUGUUCUCGAGGAAGGCCAAUUAGCAUGCGACGAUACUCCAGAAUGGGAUCCCUCUGCCGCAACGCCACCUUCAGUAGCAAACCAGGAGGACGGGACCGAUGAUAUGAAUUAUGCUUCAUCUGCCUCUAACAAGGAAAAAUCAAAGUCACAGCAUGCAGAUAUCGAGAGCUUGCAGCAGAGCGCCGAGAUUGAAGGGAAGAUUGUUCUCGUUACCCGGGGCGGAUGUGGAUUUCUAGAGAAGGUUCUAUGGGCUCAGAGAAGAGGCGCUGUCGCGCUGAUUGUAGGCGACUAUAAAAGGAGUGGAACGGGCCUAGGAAGUAGUGGUCUAGUGACAAUGUAUGCUAAUGGGGAUACAAGCAACGUUACAAUUCCGUCUGUCUUCACGACACAUACAACCGCAAGGCUGCUGACCUCGCUACUGCCGAAAUAUUUGACUUCGUUGCAUCACUCAAUGCCCGCCACUGAACCGCCAAUUUCAGCAUCCCGAGCUCCAGCACAGCCGGCUUCGAAGGAAGAAGGAAAAUCGAGAAUCAAAUGGUUAUUCCCGGGUAAAACUGAUUCUGAACCACACGAAUCCGGAAUGGCGCUUUCCCCAACUUCAACUUCUAGUAGGGCUACAAUUGAAACAUCUACUUCAAUUCAAAAGGCUGCAACCACUCCAACUAUGAUUGCUGGAAGUUUACCCGAGUGGAAAGGGGUCCAGGUCGAUUCAUCCCACAGACCGCCCAUGUCAGGCGAGUUAGAGGGCAUUGUGUUUGUGGUCAAAUCAGAGGAAAUGAAGAAAGAUGAUGUCGUGGUGGAAGGGGAGAAUGAAAGGGAGGGAUUGUGGAUCACACUCACCCCCAUGAGCAUGAGCACUUCGCCACUGUUUGAUACGCUACUUGUAUUGGUUAUAAGCCCUCUGGUUACUUUAACGGUUGUUUACGCACUUCUUCUCAUCCGCUCAAUGAUUCGACGACGCCGUUGGAGAGCACCGAAAUCUGUUGUAGACCGUCUCCCUGUGAGGACAUAUCAAUCUACCUCCACCACCACUAGUCCAGUUAUAGUUCACCCAUCGUCAUCAUCAUCAUCAGAGCCCCCAUCUCUACCAGAGACACCAUCAUCCCAGCCAUCUCUACAUCCUCCAAGGUCAUCGUCGUUACAAACAGCAACUGCGGCGGGUCCUAAUCGGAGCGUGGAAAAGAACAAUUCUAGGGACGAAGUUCCAAGGAGGAGCAGGUAUAUGGGCGGAUCCGUAGAAUGUGUAGUUUGCCUGGAGGAAUAUGUCGAUGGAGUUAGCAGGGUAAUGCGAUUACCAUGUGGGCAUGAAUUUCAUGCUACUUGCAUAACCCCCUGGUUAACUACGAGACGACGGACGUGUCCUAUAUGUAAAGGGGAUGUAGUGAGGGGAACUGCGGCAGGAAGUUCGUCUGGGUUAGGGUGGAUAAGGCACAGUGAUGCUGGCGAGAUAUCGGAAAGAACACCUUUAGUAGCAGAAGAUGAAGAGUUGGAGAAUUGA
Morchella importuna is the source of this 1737-nucleotide messenger RNA. RefSeq lists its product as uncharacterized. Lineage: Eukaryota; Fungi; Ascomycota; Pezizomycetes; Pezizales; Morchellaceae. The record is from RefSeq and is a predicted model, not a curated record. The transcript has 4 exons. Bases 1 to 1737 code for a protein of 578 amino acids.